UAAAAUAUUAUCAGUCAAAAUUUUCUAUCGUCGAUAACCGGAAAUUCUGAAUCUGUCUUUCCUCCCUCAAUCUACUGAGUGUGAAGUACGCUAAUCAUAUAGCGUUGAAAUAAAUUAACAUGCCUAGAGAAAUUAAGGAAGUUAAGGACUUUCUCAACAAAGCACGUCGUACCGAUGCACGUGCAGUAAAAAUAAAAAAAAACCCAACUAACACGAAAUUUAAGAUCCGCUGCUCUCGUUUCCUGUAUACCCUUGUUGUGCAGGACAAAGAAAAAGCUGACAAAAUAAAGCAGUCGUUACCACCAGGACUGCAAGUUAAAGAAGUCAAGUAAAUAAACUAGCUUAUUGUAGUUUAUGCCGCCAACAUUAUGGAAGCGCCUGUUUCGGGUCGAGAAUAAUAGCCAACUAAAAUUUGUAUGAAAUGAUUCAAAUGAAAUAAAUUGAAGUUGCUAAAAUUA
Drosophila ananassae is the source of this 458-nucleotide messenger RNA. RefSeq names its product 60S ribosomal protein L38 (gene RpL38). Lineage: Eukaryota; Metazoa; Arthropoda; Insecta; Diptera; Drosophilidae. Bases 120 to 332 code for a protein of 70 amino acids. The transcript is spliced from 2 exons. Gene Ontology annotation, molecular function: structural constituent of ribosome. Gene Ontology annotation, biological process: protein-RNA complex assembly; translation. The record is from RefSeq and is a predicted model, not a curated record. Gene Ontology annotation, cellular component: ribosome; cytosolic large ribosomal subunit.